This is a messenger RNA of Corticium candelabrum, 4219 nucleotides long. RefSeq names its product gamma-tubulin complex component 3 homolog. Lineage: Eukaryota; Metazoa; Porifera; Homoscleromorpha; Homosclerophorida; Plakinidae. The record is from RefSeq and is a predicted model, not a curated record. The coding region runs from base 11 to 2692 and encodes 893 amino acids. Gene Ontology annotation, molecular function: gamma-tubulin binding; microtubule minus-end binding. The transcript has 24 exons. Gene Ontology annotation, biological process: cytoplasmic microtubule organization; mitotic cell cycle; microtubule nucleation. Gene Ontology annotation, cellular component: spindle pole; gamma-tubulin complex; equatorial microtubule organizing center.
UCAAGGCGAUAUGACCUCUCGUGACAGCAGAGACGUAGCCGCAUCGCUUCACGCUCUUUGCAGCCACUUCAUCAGCGACACAGGCAAUGCAUUACGUGUAUACAAACACUGUCUACGUCUUUUGACCAGUCAGCCGAGUGCUGUUGUUCCCGAUGACUUCAAAGUUGUAGAGAGAAUUAAGAAGAGAAUUUUGAAGCAUCAGGGUGAGUCUGAUGCUGUUCGUUUUUCUGAAUUAUAUCGUUGUUUGGAAUCUCAGGCUGCUAUAGUUAAGCCUCAAUCAAUUGUCUACUUUCUGUUGCUUGUUGCUGAGGAUAACAUGAGGACAGGAAGUUCACUGAACACUGACUGGCUCUUGACGAGAUCUAGCUGUCAAGAUGCUGCUUUCUCAUCUCGUUCUAGUGGCAUUGGCUCAACUGUCAGUUCCAGCGACAGAAAUUCAUGGCUACCGAAGUCUCACAGUUCCCACAUGUCCAGAUAUAUCAGAUCAAGUGGCACUGAUAAAUCUGCUUCUACGCCAUCAACAAUAGCAAAGACUGUGAUUGAGAGGUCAACUAGCCAGUUGAUGCACACAUUAGAACAAACAAUGAUUCCUCUACAAAGUACACCGAUGUUUGCUGCCGGACAAUCAAAACAAGCUGAUAUGUCUUCUGAGAGUAAUAGUGGUGAAAAAGUGCUUUUACGUAGAGCACCAGUAUUCAAACCAUACAGUGAAGCUGAAAAUACAUCAUUUGAGGUGACUGAAGCUGAUCUGGUGCGAGACAUUGUCUAUGUACUACAAGGUAUUGAUGGCAAGUAUGUGAAAUUUGAUGCUGCAAGUGACAUGUACAAGGUAGAUUCAAAGGUUGGUGUUCCUCAGACUGUUAGAGACCUAGUUGGGAAGCUUGCUGAGCUAGGAUGGUUGUAUAGACGUGUAAAUUCAUUUGUAGCAAAGCAAUCUAACAACAGAACUAUUGGCCUAGUCGGACAGAGUUUUUGUGCGGCCUUGGCCCAUGAAUUGUCUCAGUAUUACCAGCUUAUUUCAGUUCUUCAAUCACAGCAAGGCAUUUCUGGUGAUGGUUACAAUCGUCUCACACUGAGACGUCUUGUUGUGUGGACUUAUGACCCAGUCAGAAGACUGAAGGUUUUAGCAACCCUUGUUGAUGCGUCUAAAGGUUUGAAGGGAGGAGCUCUUGCUUCUGCUAUUCAUUUGCACUUGCACGAUGGAGAUCCAUUCAAUCAGACUUUGGUGGGACACAUUCUUCGUCAUGUAGCUCGACCAUUGCGAUAUCUCAUUGAUCAGUGGGUGUAUGAGGGGGAACUUUGUGACAUAUAUGAUGAGUUUUUUGUUGCUUGUGAUGUGAAUGUUUCUGAGGAGAGGCUAUGGUAUGACAAGUACUCAGUGAGAGAGGCAAUGUUACCUUCUUUUGUGCCUCUGAAACUUGCUCAGAAGAUUCUUCUGAUUGGGAAAUCUAUUAAUUUCUUGAGGCAUGCAUGCCAUGAGAGAGGAGCAAUUGGAAUUAGAGCAAAGGCCCCGAGAGACGAAGGAGCUGCCACAGUGGAGUUAACAUGUGGAGAUAUCCCAGGAUCUCCUCUUCACCAAAGUGUUGAUCUUGCAUAUAGAGAAACAAGCAAGAGAUUGUUGGAGAUCUUGCAUACAAAGUACAAGUUUAUGGAUCACUUGAAGGCAUUGAGGCGCUAUCUUUUGUUAGGGCAAGGCGAUUUUAUACGGCACCUCAUGGACUUACUCGAACCAGACUUGGUUCAAGAUGCUUCCCUAUUGUAUCUUUACAACUUGACUGGGACACUGGAGAGUGCUGUUCGCUCGACCAAUGCCCAAUUUGAAGAGCCAGAUAUUCUCAAACGACUGGAUGUCAGGCUAUUAGAGCUGUCACCUGGAGACACUGGAUGGGAUGUGUUCAGUUUGGAUUAUCACGUCGAUGGCCCAAUCAGCACAGUCUUCACUCGUGAAACUAUGCUACGUUAUCUUAGAACAUUCAACUUCCUGUGGCGAGCUAAACGCAUGGAACACAGUCUUUCGUCAGUGUGGAAAACACAGGCAUCCUACAAUCGUCAAAUACAGAAAAUGACUGAAAUGGCGCCAGUUCUUUACCAAUGCCAUCUGCUUACAGCCUCGAUGAUGCACUUUGUUCAUCAGAUGCAGUACUACAUUACAUUUGAAGUUCUUGAGUGUGGAUGGGCUGACUUAGAGAAAGCAGUAGGUCAAGCUCGUGAUCUCGAUCAGGUCAUUUCGGCUCACACCACGUUUUUAGACAACAUCACAUCAAGAGCUCUUCUUCAUCCAUCAUCUCAGACAUUGCUGCGUCAGUUGCGGACGGUUUUUGAUCUUAUUGUGCAAUUUCAACGCGCCCAGGACGACGUGUACACGACGGUUCUGGCAGAGCUCAAGCGCAGGGAUGAGUGGCAGCAGGCCAUCGAUCGACGUGGGGAUAAGGGUCAGUGGGGCGUUACUGAAAGCCAGGUUGCCGCGUAUGAAAGCCGAACACGUCGAUUUAGAGAGUCAGAACUGCUGAAAAUGAGAGCUCGUCUCGGUGUUCUCUCCAAGUCGUACGAGGACACGGUGCAGCAAUUUCUAGCUUCACUCAGCGCACAAGAAGAUGUGAAUUUGAGAUUUCUCUGCUUCAGACUCGAUUUCAACGAACAUUACCGGUCGCCUCGUCUUGUAAACCGAAACAGUGCCGAUGGCACCUUGUAGUGCAUCGAGUAUUCUGCCCUUGAGGCAGACGCUGAUCGUACACGAACAAGUUUCGUUGAUUGGCAGCGCUCUGUUAUUACAAGUGCCUCGGGCUUGAUGUAGGGUAUCUCCAUAUCAAUGUAAGUAGUUAAGUAGUACAACCUAUUACAUUGAUGUGUUUACUAUUAUUUUGCGGGGAGACGCAGGCAGUUACCAGGGACCGGUAACGUGGUUGCUGCCGAGAUGUGGUACCCUGGCAGUGCGGUCUAUUAAAUAGUAAUUAGGCGGAAAGUUGUUUCAACGGUCUUAACGUUGGAUUUGGAAAGUGGGCGGUGUAAUAUGUGCCAAUGGGCAGCACUUGGAUGGGCGCUUGCUUUCAGGUGAAAUUCGAGAGCUUGCUAAGCUUAUGUUCAGUCGACGCUCAUUGUGCGGCGAAACACAGGUGAGUGUUGUUGUGUGAAGAUGCACGGAUGCCCGUGCUGUCCGUCGGUGGCAUGCAGCUGCGUUGAUUGUCGGUCAGGUGAAAUGACACUUGUCGAGGUGUCAACGGUGCUGCGCUUGAAAUUUCUCUAUUUUGUUUUUCACUCGACGAGGUGUGCGUGGUGUUGCGGUUAAAUGUCCCAUUUGGUCAGUUUGCCUGCAUAAAUUGUCUCCGAGGCGAAGGAAGCGCCUCCUUCUCGACGUCGUUUCGCUCACCGACCACCGAUAUAUUUUUGUAUAAAGCUGCGUAUAUUCGAUUCAGGUUUUUCAUUUGGCGUUUACUGAAAGACUGAGCGGUAUUGUCGUCGUCGAGACUGAGACGUGGAGGCGUUGUUGAACAUGAAGCAGCCGAUGUUGUCACAAAUUUUACUGCUAGCUUUCCUCUUUCAGUCCGCAGUUGCAUCUAGCGUUACUAACUUUGAAGACGAACACUCGGACAAUCCGGUAUCGUUUCCCGCAUCUUCUAGUCUGUCUCAGGAACGAGGGAGUCUACAUCGGAAUCGUACUACUUCAUCAAUCAUCGAAGCCAGUCGGUCACGUCAGCGUCAACCUAGUCGAUGCGGUACGCGGUCUUUCGUACUCGCCAUCUCUCAUCCGAAUUGCACGUCGAGAAGAGUGAGCGUCCAAGGCUGCAUUGGACAUUGCACGUCAUCUGCUGUUCCUGUUUUUGCGAGACGCAGUCCGACAACUCUCGUCAGUACGUGUCGGUGUUGUCGUCCCGUCGCGGAGCGCACCGGUUACGUACUGCUUCAGUGCCGUCUUCACUCUCGCUCGACCGUGAGACGCGUUAACAUCCGAGCCGCCACCGUUUGUAACUGUAGGCCUUGUACCUCCGACGUUUGAACUGUGUACUUUUCCGAACGUGUGACGUCAGUUGUUAGUAUGAAGCAGAUGGCUGUACAUAUUUCUCCACUGACGGAAUCUUUAUUGUUCGAUGCUGUAGACGAGUAGGGAUUGUAUUGCAUUACAGUUUUACAGGUCUAAUGUUUCAGUUUUUGGUUGUGAUUAUUGUUUUGCUAGCUAGUGAUGGAUUAAUUACUAGUAAAGAAAUAAAGUGUAUAAGUUCGC